Molecule: messenger RNA, 1107 nt
Organism: Aureococcus anophagefferens
Lineage: Eukaryota; Pelagophyceae; Pelagomonadales; Pelagomonadaceae
Exons: 2
Coding region: 1-1107 (368 amino acids)
Cellular component (GO): endoplasmic reticulum; COPII-coated ER to Golgi transport vesicle
Source: RefSeq, a predicted model, not a curated record
AUGUACAGCAACCGGAAGAUCGCCGCGGAGUUCACGACGGCCCCGAGCCCGGCGGCGAAGGUGUCGCUGACCGUGGGCCACUGGGUCAUGGCGCUGCUCUUCCUCUGCGAGCUGCUCGUCUUCCUGCGCGUCGAGGAGCGGGACCACGUCGUCGUCGACCGGUCCAUGGGCCAGCGGCUCAAGAUCGGCCUGAACAUCACGUUCCCCGCGCUGACGUGCGCCGAGGUCCACUUGGACGCGAUGGACGUCGCGGGCGACUACCACCCCUACAUGGAGCAGCACAUGACGAAGCAGCGCCUGGACGGCCGCGGGUCGCCCAUCCCGCACCGGGCCAUCCCCGAGCGGGCGAACGAGUACGAGCACGGGCCCGAGGACACGGGCGCGGGCUGCCAGAGCUGCUUCGGCGCGGAGACGGCCGAGCAGCCCUGCUGCAACACCUGCGACGAGCUGCUGCGCGCCUACGGGAACAAGGGCUGGUCCGCCCAGGAGAUCAAGAAGGAGGCGCCCCAGUGCGUCGACGACACGCGCGACGACAGCAUCCGCGCGAUCAAGAAGGGCGAGGGCUGCAACCUCGCGGGCUGGCUCGAGGUCAACAAGGUCGCGGGCAACGUCCACGUCGCCAUGGGCGAAUCCGCCAUCCAGAACGGCCGCUUCGUCCACCAGUUCGACCCGACGCGCGCGCCCGAGUUCAACGUGUCGCACGUCAUCCACGACCUCGCGUUCGGCGAGACCUACGACGGCAUGGCUUUGCCGUUGUCGGGCACGUCGCGCAUCGUCGACGCGGCCACGGGCACGGGCCUCUUCCAGUACUUCAUCAAGCUCGUGCCGACGAUCUACCGCGCGGCGCCCGACGCGGCGCCCGUGCGGACGGUCCGCUACUCGUACACGCAGCGGUUCCGGCCGCUCCACAACCAGCCGCCCCCGACGGCCAUGCUCCCGGGCAUCUUCCUCGUCUACGACUUCUCCGCGUUCAUGGUCGAGGUCACGCGGCACCGGAGCUCGCUCGCGCACUUCCUCGUCCGCGUCUGCGCCAUCGUCGGCGGCGUGUCGACGGUCGUCGCCUUCGUCGACUGGGCCGUCGUCCGCGCGAAGCGCCUCUACUGUUAA